Messenger RNA from Paramacrobiotus metropolitanus, 1417 nucleotides. RefSeq lists its product as uncharacterized. The record is from RefSeq and is a predicted model, not a curated record. Gene Ontology annotation, cellular component: nucleus; cytosol. Gene Ontology annotation, biological process: nuclear-transcribed mRNA catabolic process; NAD-cap decapping. The transcript is spliced from 6 exons. Gene Ontology annotation, molecular function: mRNA 5'-diphosphatase activity. Bases 172 to 1311 code for a protein of 379 amino acids. Lineage: Eukaryota; Metazoa; Tardigrada; Eutardigrada; Parachela; Macrobiotidae.
CCCCAUUUAGCGCUUCGACGUUCCCGUAAGUGCCUUUUAUCUACGAUUUUCUUGAACGUUAUAAACCAGAAUAAACUUCCUGAUCUUCCGCUCACUGAUCAUCCCCCAUAUGUUUCCUCUGGACAGUGGGUUGCCAGUACUCAUUUUCCUGUAAUUCACGACUACUUCAGGAUGUCCGUAGUCGGCGAGAUGUCAUUUGUCCGCUCUACCGAUGACUUCGUCCCUUGCGAGCGCUCGCCAGUCGUGGAAGUGGGCUGGUUCGGUUUGCGGAACCAGCACGAAGAUCCGGAUUGUAAGGAAUACGUGGACGACAGAGAUCGACAACUAUUGCGCACUUUGGCGGUACAGUGGAGCGUUCUAUGCGCCAUGGAUCCCGACACUCGUCUGCAACAGUACAAGCAAGAGGGAUCGCACUUUCCAACAGGAACGUGGCGCCCGCUGAUCCACCUGCGCACCUGGAUGGAGCACAAUCGGGCAGCGUUUGACCGAUUUAGCCCGCAUAUCGUGUGCAGUGGCCGUGCCGUGGGACUGCUGCUGGACCAGCCGAACACCACGCACAAGAAGACUGGCCAUCAGUUCGUGGCCUGUCGACGCCAAAACAUCGUCUACUUCGCGUGCGCUCAACAGAAUGCCGCAUCCAAACCGACCGCGGUCAACGGCGCGAAACCUUCCGGAGUACAACAGCUUGAUCUAGUGACGACCGAGAGCAGUGAAGUCAAUGCGCAGAACAUUUCGAUCGACUACUUCUACUCAGUUUUGGGCUGGACGAUCGGCUCAACGCGUUUGCUCUACUCCCACAAGAUCGACUGUAUCGAGCCAAGUAUGGGCGCUGCACCGGGCAGUUACACCUAUCUCGGUGUUGUUGAAGAUCAUCGAGCGCGCGGGCCCGACAAACCCCGCUGUCCACUGAAAUAUCAAACCCUCGACAGAGCAAUUUGGAACCGCUGCACGGUCAGUGGUUCGAAGCGGGUGGUCCUUGGCAUCACGCAAAACAACGAGCUGAUCCGCUGCGACAUGAUCCAGCCAGCAGGCAUUCCAGAUAAGACGCAGUGCCCUCUAGCCACCUGCAAUCACUGGAGCAAGCGACGCAGUAUCAGCUACCUGAACCAAGUGCUGGAGUUUAUCCGGGCUGUCGUACAGAAAGACUACAAAUGUGCGGCAUACGGAUUCACUGUGGACUGUAGAAUUCGGGAUCACGUGAGCGUACAGGCCGUGGAGUGGACGGCCGGAACGGAGGAUUUCGAAGCAAACAAUAUUCUGCGCGUAUGGGAGGAAGAUGCACCGGCCCCUGCAGCCCUUCAGCCGCGUUAGAUUUUCGGUCGUGAAUUUUGUCUGUUGUCGCUUAUUACUGGUACUUUGCCAGUGCGCAGUUCUGAUUCAGCUUCGCGUGGUUGUUGAAUAAUUUUAAUGCAAUAAA